Messenger RNA from Zootoca vivipara (common lizard), 3323 nucleotides. It is a transcript of the gene TAX1BP1, whose product is annotated as Tax1 binding protein 1. The record is from RefSeq and is a predicted model, not a curated record. NCBI's taxonomy places the organism in Eukaryota, Metazoa, Chordata, Lepidosauria, Squamata, Lacertidae. Gene Ontology annotation, biological process: negative regulation of apoptotic process.
ACGCGCGCGAAGGGGGUCGGGCUCUUGAGGCAGUAAUGGCGGCCGUGCGUCUGUGUUGUUGAAGCCUCCAGCGUACCUGAUAGACCAAAGUGACAAUGAUGAAGCUACCAUUUCCAAUUUAAUAUGCAAGCUUCUGAAGUAUGCCAAAAAACUUCCUAAAGCUGGAUGCUGCAAGAAUUCUUCAAAAGAGAAACCAUGUCAUCCUUUCAAGAAGUUUCGUCUUCAAACAGUGCCCUGCAGACUUCAAAUUUUGCACAUGUCAUCUUUCAGAAUGUAGCAAAAAGUUACCUGCCAAAUGUGCACCUUGAGUGCCAUUACACUCUGACUCCCUAUAUACGCCCUCACCAAAAGGAUUGGGUUGGUAUUUUCAAGGUUGGUUGGAGUACUGCACGAGAUUAUUACACAUUUCUUUGGUCACCUAUGCCUGACAACUAUGUGGAAGGAUCAACAAUUAACUCUGUGCUGUCUUUUCAAGGAUACUACCUUCCGAAUGAUGAUGGUGAAUUUUACCAGUUCUGCUAUGUAACACAUAAGGGUGAGAUCCGUGGAGCAAGCACUCCGUUUCAAUUUCGAACUUCAUCUCCGGUUGAAGAAUUGUUGACAAUGGAAGAUGAAGGGAAUUCAGACAUGUUGGUGGUGACCACAAAGGCUGGACUUCUUGAGUUCCAAAUAGAAAAAACUAUGAAAGAAAAAGAAGAACUAUUAAAGGUGACUGCUUCACUUGAAAAGGAAACCCUGCAGCUUAGAGAUCAAGUUGAAAGACUGGAAAAAGAACUGAACCGUGAAAAGGAAAGAUGUGAUCAGCUUGAAGCGCAAGAAAAGGAUAAUGUCAAAACUGCAGAAACUCUUAAAACUGAAAAUGAAGAACUCAAGAAAAAGCAGGAUGAGGCUACUUCCAAAGUUCUGCAGCUUGAAGAAGACAUCAUGACCGUUACUCAGAAAGCUAUUGCAAAAGAAACUGAGUUAGACAGCUUGAAAGAUAAACUCAAGAAAGUAGCCAUUGAAAAGGAACAACUUGAAUGCCAGUUGAAGACUGAGAAGGAUGAAAAGGAACUCUACAAGAUACAUUUGAAGAACACAGAAAUUGAAAACACCAAACUUGCAUCAGAAGUUCAGACGCUAAAGAAUUUGGAUGGAAACAAAGAAAACCUUAUAGCCUAUUACAAAGAGGAAGUUGGCAGAUUACAACUGUGUAUGGCUGAAAAAGAAAAACUGAAGAGAGCUUUCUUGCUUACUUCAUCAAACAAGGAAGAGGCAAGUAUUUUGAAGGAACAGCUUCGGAAAGCUGAGGAUCAGAUUCAAGCUAGUAGGCAGGAAGCUUUGCUGAUGUCAAAAGAGCUCAGUGAUGCUGUAAAUGUGCGCGAUAAAACUAUGGCAGAUCUUCAUAAUGUGCGACUAGAAAAUGAAAAGGUGAAGAAGCAACUUGCUGAUGCUGUAGGUGAACUCAAGAAAAUGGCACUGGUGAAAAAUGAACAGGAAACCUCUAGCACUGUAGAGAAGGAACUACGCAGAGAAGUUGAAGACUUAAAGCUCCGCCUGCAGAUGGCUGCUGAUCAUUACAAGGAAAAAUUCAAAGAAUGCCAGAAACUGCAAAAACAAGUCAAUAAGCUUGUUGACCAAACAGACGAGAAAUUGAAAUGCAGUGUCUAUGCUGAUGAACUGGCUAAGUUGGAGCUAAAAUGGAAGGAGCAAGUGAAAAUUAGCGAGAGUGUGAAGCAGCAGCUGGCUGCAGUAGAAGACCAGUAUUUAGUGCAGCUGGCCGAAAAGGACAGACAGAUAAAGGAGCUGACAUCCCAUUUGGGAAUCCUCAGUAGAGAAAAGAGCCCUGGAAGGAGACCAGAAAAUCAAACUGACAGAAUUACCGAAGGACACAUUUCUCAGCAUGCAGUAUAUUUUCUCAAUGCUCCUCUUACUUCAGGGGAUGAUGGACAGGUUCCUGCUGUGCCAACUCGGUUACCAGUACUGCAGUAUGGAAACCCUUAUACAGCUCAGGAAACAAGAGAUGGAGCAGAUGGUGCAUUUUACCCUGAUGAGAUCCAAAGGCCACCUGUAAGAGCACCCUCUUGGGAACUUGAAGACAAUGUAGUGUGCAGCCAACCAGCCCGCAACCUCAGCCGGCCUGAUGGUUUAGAAGAUCCUGAGGAUAGUAAUGAUGAUGAGGCAAGCGCACCUUCUGCUCCGGAGCCACCAAACCUUGGCUUACAUGAACGUGGAACUGGCUUUUGUUUUGAUUCCAGUUUUGUGCACAUCAAGAAGUGUCCCCUUUGUGAAGUGAUGUUUCCUCCUAACUAUGAUCAGAGCAAGUUUGAAGAACAUGUUGAGAGUCACUGGAAAAUGUGUCCCAUGUGCAACGAACAGUUCCCUCCUGACUAUGACCAGCAGAGCUUUGAAAGACACGUACAAACACACUUUGAUCAGAAUGUUUUGAAUUUUGACUAGUUUGAGGCAUCUGAAUGCAGCUUAGUUUAGACAAAACUUGAAUGAGCGAGAGUACACAGCCGCCAUAACUUGUUGUUUAAAGGCUACUUUCAGUACAGUGCUUUGGCCUAUUAGCAAGUAUUGGGCUAGCCUUCUUUGAUCUAGCAUACACCCAGAACUGUUAUAAUAUCUAUCAGUAUUUAUUCCCUGGCUGACAACAUGCAUAAGAACACAGGAAAUGCACAGACUUGUUCAGAAACCGAAGUUGAGUUUGUAGUAGUGGCAAGUGUACAGAAUGACUUGAUUUUGCUCUUGCAUUUGCUUAUGAUUAGAUAUUAAAAUUCUCAUUCCAUGAUAAUAAAAUGAGGUUUCUCGGUAAUCUUGUGUGUAUCCUUCAUAUGAUUAUUGAUUCUGAAAGUUUAACAUAAUUUAUCCAACAAAAUAUAGUUUUUUACAUCUGUGUCAGAAAUGUAGUUGCUUUGAGAGACAUGCUUGCACAACACCCUUACAGCAACAUUCACUUUUGCAUAAUUAUUAUCUCUUGCAAAUGCCAAGUACACUAGUAAUCUGUUAAAAGUUCUGCAUUCAGGUCUGCUAGAAAAUAAUUGUAUAAAAAUCUCUACCAUUAGGCUUCAUUUGUAUUCAGCAGAUUUUUAACAUGUUAUGUAGCACCCCCAUUCUCUUUUCCUGGAUUGUUUUAGCAAGUUGUGUUCAUAGGGACUAAGAUUUCUAGAAUCUUCUGCAUUCUGCUUUGCACAUUUUCCCCAUUAAAUUUGUGGUGUGUAUAUUUAAAACACUAUAUUUUUGAAGCUUAAACUUUAGUAAGUAAUUUGAUCCUUUUGGAUAAAAUUCACUUUUCCAUCUGUUGUACAAUAGUCAAAUUAAAGACAAAAACUAAAUAGUGA